AUGGACGUUACGCUCAUCCGAUCUUCCGACGCCGGCCACCAGCCACCUCCCCAUGGUGCUCUGCUCUGCUUCUGGAUGUUUUACUCAGGUUGGAGUGGGAUUUCUCCGGCAUCCGCAUUCACCGUCGCAGCUAGGCCUUGUUGGCGCAACCUUACAGGAUCCGUCCUCCCCUGUGGAUAA
Molecule: messenger RNA, 180 nt
Organism: Arabis nemorensis
Lineage: Eukaryota; Viridiplantae; Streptophyta; Magnoliopsida; Brassicales; Brassicaceae
Source: the annotation of a GenBank genome assembly